AUGACCUCCAAUGAUUUGAUACAACUUCCGAACCCCCUUCCGCUUGACGAUGAUACUGGAAUGAAUGUAUCAAGCGUUUAUGAAGGAGGUUCUUCUUGCACCCAUCCCGAACACCUUGACGGCAGUUUUCCCACUGACGCAGUUCCAUCACUAUCUGCUGAACCGAACUUAACAGACGACCUGAUUCAUGCAAUGGGGCCCUCUCUAAUGAGCUUAGGAAACUGGGAAACUUUACAAAGCAAAGACAUGCAAGCCCUAUCUUUCCACAGGGACAUAUAUUCUCCACUCAGAUCCACCCAAGACUCCUCCAAAUCCGCGCAUACCCUCUUCCUGCACCGCGCCUUCGACCGGGAGAUGGCACUGCAUUUCCUCUUAGCGGUGUCCCACAAUGAACUCGCAAUCUACAUGAAGCACGGGCCGACUCCUCCCCAAGAGUCCCGCGUGCACUACCGGCGCGGAUCCGAACUGCUCCAGAAACAGGUGGACCUGCAGCGAACAGCCUCCACCGACCACCUCAACAUGAUGCUGUCGUUCCUCUACAUUUAUCUAUUCUGGAUGCGACGCAGCCGCAUUGACUCGCGGAAGCUGCAUCAAAUCAGCCGAACCAUCUGCAAUUACGUGCAACUGUACACAUUAGACACCGUCUGCUCGCUUGGAGAGCUGCUUCCGCCGAUCACAAACCUCCCAGAGCUUGCAAUGACCGUCUCCGAUCAGAUUCUGCUCUCAAGGAUUCUCAUUUACCUCUAUGAUCGAGAUGGACUGUGCUGCUUCUUUGGGUGCGGCGGUGCAUUGGCGAACUACGUGAAUUCCAUGCCAGAUAAGAGACAGGCGCUGUGGCAGAUCUCUCGUAUACCGUUCCUGUGGCCUAUGGGCGGGCUUGGUUCCGUCUUGAGCUUGGGCCUUGAGGAAGAUAACAAGUACAUCCUGGAUGUGUACUUUGAGUUGAUAGUCCUGCACCAGGACAUCAAUUGUCUCAGCCAGAACAAGGUCCAGGAUCCCUAUGAAUCAGAUGUCAAAUUGAGAAGGCGUCUGGAAAACCUAGAAAAGAAUGUCUCAUUCCUUUCCUCCCUCGUAAAGGAACAGCAACCUGAUGCCACGCCGACCCCUCUCAUGGCAUACGUGACAACGACUGUCUUCUACGCACUGCACGUCUACCUCGAUCGAGCUACUACGAACGGCUUUGGGAGUACCCCAGUCUCGCCUCACACCCAACGAGCGCUGGCCGCUCUCCUGGCAGUGGCGUAUAAAACUAUUGCCGCUGGACCGGUGCAGCUCCUGGAACGAUUCCAGGGUUGA
Aspergillus terreus NIH2624 is the source of this 1296-nucleotide messenger RNA. RefSeq lists its product as uncharacterized. The transcript has 3 exons. The record is from RefSeq and is a predicted model, not a curated record. Lineage: Eukaryota; Fungi; Ascomycota; Eurotiomycetes; Eurotiales; Aspergillaceae. The coding region runs from base 1 to 1296 and encodes 431 amino acids.